CUUCAUCACACCAGCUCGUCACUCAAACAUCACUCAAUCCACGCGAAUGCGAACGCGCAUAGAUUCACUCAUACCAGACUCUCUAUAUCACUCUGAAGCGGCAGUUGGACUCUGAAGUCUUGACAAUGGCCGAUUCCCAAGUGCCGUCGCGAUCUAAUACUCCCACUAUCGCACCUCCUACGCGCAGACCGUUAGAGGAAGAUCAUGCGCCGGCCGUGUCUUCACCCCUCAAUCCGAACCCAGAUCCAUCGAUACGUUCGCGCGCUAAGCCUCCGCCUCGUGAGCAGCGAGAGAAGCGCGAAACCUUGAAGAAGAGGGAGGCAUCUUCGAACACUCGUGGAAGCACACCGAACCCCAAAUCGGCCAAGAAGGAGCACAAUUCCUCGGAAUCGCCCAUGCGAUAUGCUGUCCCAGAGCCCAAAUUGCCAGACUAUGAGCCUCCCAAGGAUGGCAUGUUUGCCCCACACGAGCCGACACCGCUUUUUACGCCAGACGGCCAAGCAGAAUUAAAGAAACCUCUCGAUCACGCGUGGAACAAGAAGGGAUACAAAUAUACGCAUUGCGUCGCGGACCCUCAAUUUCGACAUAAGCAGUUUUAUCGGUGUAGCGAAUCAAGGCCCUACGGUCCUCGCAUGAGCCACGAGGAUUGCGAUAAAUGGUUUCAUUUCGAUGAUACCGCCACGAUAGUCUGCAAUGAGAAAGGAUGGCGGAUGGGAAGAGGGAAUGUAUGUGCAAGAGAAGGAAGGUUAUAUUACGAAGUGAGAGUCUUGAAGGGCAUACCACCAGUGGGACCAAGGGAUCCCGUGGAUCCUCGUACAGGCCAGACACUCACUGGACCACACAUUCGUAUGGGCUGGGCACGACGAGAGGCGCCGCUCGAUGCGCCCGUAGGCUUCGAUGGAUAUAGUUAUGCCAUUACGGACUCACGUUUUGAAGCAUCACACCGCUGCCGUGCUUCGAAGAUCUUCAAGCCAUUGUCGAAGGGUGCCAAAAGCAAACAUAUGAAGGCACGACCACCUCACGGCAAGCCCAUGCCCGUUGAAUACGUGACUGAUCAGGAAGUUCGCGAAGGAGAUGUGAUUGGGCUGGAGAUUCAGCUUCCGGCUCUCUCUUUGCACCGCAAAGUGGUAGAGGGCAUCUACAAUCCCGCUGUUGACUUGGGCGAUGGUUUCGACGCGCCCAGUAUGCCACAAGAUCAGUGGAACCAAGAGAAACCUCACGACAUCGUUCGUGACCGCAUCCCAGUUCCAUAUAAAGGCAACUUUUACUUCGAGAUUAUGGAUUUCACUGUCACCAAACCCGUAGAGGCAUAUCAUGACCGAGGCCCUGUUCCCAAAGUCCACCCCUCACCGAAUCACGAAGAAGUCAGCGUUCGAUCCCUUCCCCAUUCACACAUCAAGGUUUACAAGAACGGCGUUGAGGUCGGCAUAGCCUUCGAGAACAUACUUGCCUUCCUCCCUCCCGCCAGUCAACCAUCCAUCGAAGCGAUCAAGUCAGGAGCGAGAGUCGGCUAUGACGAUGGCAUGGUGGGCUACUUCCCAUGCAUAUCAGCAUUCAACGGCGGAAUGGCCGAGGUCAACUUCGGUCCUAAUUUCUGGUGCCCACCUCCCGAGAUACUCAAGCAGCAAGAGAAGGACACGGAGAUGUUUGCGACCAACACCCCGGAACCCACGGUACCGGAAGGUCGCAAGCUGCGCGCUGUGGGGGAGAGAUACAAGGAGCAGAUUGCGGAGGACGUGGUGUGGGAUAUCAUCGACGAGGUAGACUUCUUCUCGCAGGACGGUGGAUGGGAAUAUCGUGGCGAGACUCUAGAGCACGAAGUAGGAAAGUCUACUCCCAAAGCUCGAGGCUUUGCCAAUCCGGAUGAGAAUUUGGGAGUUGAAGUCGGGAGAAGAUACUAGAGGCUUAGAGAUAGUUACACGACAUUGCGCCCUGCGCAACAACCCUUGCCCAUUGUGGUGUGACGGUGGUGGCGGUCAGCAGGCGCUCAAUUUCCUUCGUUAAUCUGGGACAUGAUAUUUGACAACUCAGAUCUGAAGCCAUCUCAGAAAAUUCCAAACACCUACUACUACCCACCACGCGCGUUAGCGCAUCCUACAUACAAGCAUGUGAGGUUGAAUAUUUGACAUUCCACGCCCUAUGAACUACA
This is a messenger RNA of Aaosphaeria arxii CBS 175.79, 2149 nucleotides long. RefSeq lists its product as uncharacterized. NCBI's taxonomy places the organism in Eukaryota, Fungi, Ascomycota, Dothideomycetes, Pleosporales. Gene Ontology annotation, cellular component: Set1C/COMPASS complex. The coding region runs from base 126 to 1901 and encodes 591 amino acids. Gene Ontology annotation, molecular function: transcription cis-regulatory region binding; protein binding. The record is from RefSeq and is a predicted model, not a curated record. The transcript has a single exon.